Messenger RNA from Drosophila bipectinata, 1668 nucleotides. RefSeq names its product Spaetzle domain-containing protein 6 (gene spz6). Gene Ontology annotation, biological process: innate immune response; central nervous system formation. The record is from RefSeq and is a predicted model, not a curated record. Lineage: Eukaryota; Metazoa; Arthropoda; Insecta; Diptera; Drosophilidae. Gene Ontology annotation, cellular component: extracellular region. Gene Ontology annotation, molecular function: Toll binding; growth factor activity.
AGGUUCAAUGUCUGCAGCGAUCCACCGACAGUCUCAGUUCAGUGUGUGCACCUGAAGAGUCAGGUUCUAUUGCGGAUCACCAGCGAGGAACACCCCAAGCCCCCAAGAUACCAAGAACCCAAGCCGAGACAAGGAAGAGCGGAGGAACGGAAAUGGAAAUGGAUUAUCGGCUUCUACUGAAAAUUCUUAGCUUUCUGCUGCUGGCCCACUUGGGUUUCUCCCAGCCGCAGCAGUCUCACUCUGCAUCGGAGUACGGAGAGGAGCAGCCGCCCGAGGGCUACUACGCCUUCGUCGAGUCUCCCAAUGCUGUGCCCCCCAAGGUGCGUCCUCCUCCAUACACCUACGUCAAUGCGGACUGCAAGGAGGUGGCGGCCGGCAAGAAGUCCGCCGUUUCCGUCCACAACAUCUGCGGAGACCUGAACAAGGGUCAGAUACCCAAGAACCCGCUGGGUCAGAACGUGCUUGGAGAACCCUAUCCCUUCGAGCUCAUUCGCAACCAAACCCUGAAGUUUCUCUCAAAGACCCUCCCAGUUCUGAAGGCCGAUGACACUCUGCCAAAGGUCACCCAGAUCAUACGGGAUGAUCCCGUUGAGCAGCUGGACAGCAACAACAUCGAUCGCCCGUAUCCGUCGGGAGGAUCUACGCGAGUUCGCCGCAGCGUGCCCGAGGGAGUGGAGUCCAAUGAGUACAGCUACUUUGAUCCUGCUCUGGACGAGGAGGAUCCAUCUCAUCACAAGCAGAGGGAGCAACGUAGAGCUGCCGAGGAACGGAAGCCACGGAAGUUCUGCGAUGGCGGUGGAGUAUUCUGCACACUGUACCGGGCCAUCCAGGGAGACUCGUCCUCUGCGGCUGCUCCCACCGCUGAACGGCGAGAGGAGGUGGGACCCAUCCGGUACGAGGGUCCGCCAACGCCCUGUCCCGCCAAGGUGGAGUACGCCACCCCAGUGUUCGCCAAGAACUACCAAGGAGCCUGGCGCUACGUGGUCCAGAUUCCCUACGAAGGAUACUUUACGCAGACUGUGGAGGUUACACGCUGCAUCCAAGCCAGGUGCCACUAUCUGGAUGGCGGCUGUCUGUCCUCGCCACGCUGGGUCAGUCUGCUAGUGGCUGAGAUCUUCUACCCGAAUGCCGAGGAUACAGUGCCCUCCACCUCCACCACCACGCAGGCGCCAUCAGUGCAGGACUUCCAGGCCUACCAGCAGUACCUUCAGAAGCGGGCCGGAGUGGCCACUGCUUCCGAUGGCACCUCGACCGGCGCGUCUUCGCCACCCACGGAUGCUCACUGUGAUGGGCAUGACGAGCUGGGGUGCUUCCAGGUGCGCCUGUACUACGACUGGUUCCUAAUUCCCGGCUCCUGCAAGUGCUGGCGUCCGGACUACUUCGCCAAGUACGUGCGCCGCAAGUCGGUGGCCGAUUUGUAAGCGGACGGAGACUCCACAAUCUGCCGGACACUUAGCUUAAGUUUAUUCAAUAGUUUUAUGGUGAAGCGCUCAUUCUAGCGAUCCAUCGAUCCGGUGAUCCAGUGAGGCUUGGAUUGCGCAGAGUUUGCGGUUCAGGCGCAGAUAAACAAUACCAGAUACUUUUAACAGAUACAUUAUAUAAUCUAGGCAACUAGCCCCUUUUCUUGACUGACUAAGCCCAGCGCACGUUCUGCUAAUUAUAUAUUUU